Molecule: messenger RNA, 1038 nt
Organism: Symbiodinium necroappetens
Lineage: Eukaryota; Dinophyceae; Suessiales; Symbiodiniaceae
Source: the annotation of a GenBank genome assembly
AUGGUAGAGGGCACGCAGGUCCCAACAAUCGGCAACUACCUCCUGGCAGCAGAGGCUUUCUUCUCUGAAAGGUAUGAUCUUGUGAAGGAGUGGAAGGACAAGUGCGAGAACGCCACCAAUACUCCCUUCGCGAACGAGGAGCUCUGCAAGGAGAAGAUUUGCCUUUACUACGACAAGAAGAUUGGCUGCGACGAGACGCAGGAGGUCUUCGAGAAGAAGUCCUGCGACCUUCACAAAAGCUACACCUGCGGAAAAUACUCCGACUGCUAUGACCAGAAGAAGGACAUCUACUCGAACGUCGUGGCCCUGGCCAAGGAGAACGAGGUCGCGGCCAAGGCUGAGUGGAGGGCUGUGAAGAGGAUCGAGUGCUUGAUCAACGCUCUGCGCGCUCCGCAGAGCGAGCUUGAUGCCGCCAUCGAAGCCUGCAAGGGCAAGAUCUACGCCACCACGGAUGUGCAGUUGACCUACAAAGGCGAUGCGCCGGCGGCGCGAUCGUGCACGGAGGCCUUGGGCGACCCAAGGUGCUAUUCUGCCGACGAUGUCAUCUUCGAUCGGCAAAAGGCUGCCGCAAAGAAGAAAGGCGAUGUGUGCAGCUGGUGCUUCGUGCUGGCGCAAGCUCGCGCAGGUGCAGGGAGGGGACCGGGCGGGGCAGAGAACGAUAACGGUGCACGGGGACGGUGCACGGGUCUAGGGAAGGGGCAGGAGGGGACCGGGGCAGAGAGCGAUAACGGUGCACGGGGACGGUGCCCGGAAAAGGAAGGCGCAGGGAGGGGACCGGGGCAGAAGACCGAUAACGGUGCACGGGAAAGGGCAGGGGCAGAGAGCGAUAACGGUGCACGGGUGCACGGGAAGGUGCAGGGAGGGGUGCAGGGAGGGACCGGAACAGAGAGCGAUAACGGCGCACGGGGACGGGUGUACGGACGGGGCAGGGAGGGCACCGGGGCAGAGAGCGAUAACGGUGCAUGGGGAGGGUGCACGGGUGCACGGAAGGGGCAGGGAGGGGACGGGGCAGAGAGCGAUAACGGUGCACGGGUGUAG